Messenger RNA from Bactrocera latifrons, 2126 nucleotides. RefSeq names its product angiopoietin-2. The transcript has 5 exons. The record is from RefSeq and is a predicted model, not a curated record. Bases 74 to 2104 code for a protein of 676 amino acids. NCBI's taxonomy places the organism in Eukaryota, Metazoa, Arthropoda, Insecta, Diptera, Tephritidae.
UUUCAGUUUAAUUGAAGCAGUCGAACUGUACGGAAUCAAGUGCCAUAAUCUUCUUAAACAUCCAAAUUGAACAAUGUGGUUAAGCACGAUUUGUCUGACUCUUACCAUUUGCAUAAUGCKAUCGGACUCGGCAGCUGUACCCAAUUCGACUGCUGAAGAAGUGCUAAAAGAUCCAUCAAAUGUAUCGCAUGAUUGUACCAAUGUCUUGAAGUUGGAGCACAUCAAUCACGUUUUAAGUCGAAUUGAUACCAGCGUACAGAGUCUAGAAGAAAAAGCACACAAUUGGGCAAUCUUUCGACACCAUAUCGAUGCGUGGAAUGAGCAAAUCAAAGCGUUAGAACACAAWUUAGAUUUGGUUAGGCGUACACAGGACGAACAGCAAGCAUAUGGAAAUAGAUUCCUCAGUCUGGAAUUCACACUCAAUCACAUAUUAAGCAAAGUCGUAUAUCUGAGUGAUUCUUGCAAUGCGCAGCAAGGCGUCGCCAUACGAUCACCAACACCCUAUAAUACCCGUGCGAACAGCAAUGACAAUGACAAUGGCCGUGACACUACGCAACAACAACAGCAAAAUCGAGAUACCAACGAGCUGCUAUAUGAGCAUAUCGCCUUGCUGGGGGACGURAAGCAUGCCAUCGACGUUGACAAGCAGCUGCGUGGAGAGCUGUCGACACGUCUCAACAAUAUAUUGCGACAUGUGCAGAACAUUGAACGCGAUAAUUGUCGAAGCGAAAGACGGCACACAACAGCGAAUGCCAACAAUAAAGUCGCUAAGCUAAUGGCGCCUAUUGGCGGUUGCAAUUCAAAUCAAAAUGUUGAAAGAACGCUAAUAUCUGUGGAUCAACAGUUAACGAGACUACUCACACGACCAACAACACCACCGAAAGAAUUAAAACAAAUACACACAUUAGCCAAAAAAGAUGCACAGCAAUUGGAAAAAUUGACAAAUUGGAUGAAUAAAAUUGAUAAGCAAUUAAUGCAGUGGCGUGAWGAAAGUUCCAUGGGUUGGCAGCAAUGUCAGACCAUGUCCGGUGAGCUAACCACGUUCACUGAAAGUUCGGAUUUGCUAUUGAAACGCAUCGAAUUUUUGCUACACGAAGUCGAUGAAAAGCUAGCGAAAGAACCGUUGCACAAAACGGGAUAUAAAGACGAUGAAGUUGAUGCAGCUGAGCAUGAUGAAGAUACUGAUGCAGUUGACACGGAACAAGUUGAUAAGGAUCCAUCUAACGGUAGUAAUGAUAUUGAGCGUGAAACAUCAGCAGAAGAAAACGCUGAAGAUGAGUCGGCGGUAAAUACUGACGAAAACUUAGAUGAACCUACAGAUGCAGAUGUAGGAGAGCAGACAGAGCGGAUAGACGUUCGCUACGAUAUUGUUGAUUUUUCGCAACCCAAUAAGAUCGGUUGUCAUGAGUUGUUUGGUCCAUCAGUCGAUGGGGUUUACAAAUUUUCGACACCUGAAUUAAAUGAAGCAUCACGUGAUUUCAAUGAACGUUACUGCGCAUUUGCAACUGACGGCGCUGCUUGGACCGUCAUACAAAAUCGUGGUCCCUAUAUCGAGCAUGAGAAUUUCAAUCGAUCUUGGGUUGAGUAUCGAAAUGGAUUUGGGAUGCUCGACAAAGAAUUUUGGUAUGGUAAUGAAUUCAUACAUCAACUGGUUGAUCGGGAUGACUAUGAACUGCGCAUUGAAUUAACGGAUUUUAACGAUGAACAUUUGUGGGCCGAGUACUCAUUGUUUCGUUUGGACAGUGAGCGCUACAACUACAAUUUGCUAAUUGGUGGCCAUAGCGGUACAGCACCCGAUGCAAUGCAUUAUCACAACGAAAUGGACUUCAGUACAUAUGAUCGACGCAACGAUAAGAGCGUAGAUGCUUGUUGCUCAUGCGCUACCGGUUACGGAAGUGGCUGGUGGUUUGACAACUGUUCGGAAGCGAACUUAAACGGUAUUUACCGUCCAACACCCAAUGGACACAAUUUCGUCGGCAUCAUUUGGGAGCAAUGGCAUGGUGACUACUCACUAUAUAAAACGCGCAUGUUAAUUAGACCAAAGAAUCCAUCGAAACAAGUAGAAACAAACGGGGAGCGUAAUGCACAUAAUGAAGAUCCAUAAAAAAAUCUUGUGAAAAACGUUU